AUGUUUUUUCUGCGAUGGGUUUACCUUGCAGGUCUUCUUGGAGGAGCCCUUGCAUCUCCAGGCAAAUCGCUUGCUAGGAGAAGCACCACCGUCAGUGAAAUAUUGACUGAUAUUGAAGAUGCUGUCACCUGUUCAGCAUGCGAGGCCCUUCUCGUUGUGCUUCAGGCUCUCGCCCAUUUGGGAAAUGACGACUUUGUCGAUGUAAUCACCGAAGUCUGCAUUCUGGCAGGAGUUGAGGAUAGCGAUGUCUGCGACGGUGCCAUCUCUCGUGAAGGACCCAUCCUCGCCCAUGACCUUCGCAACAUGGACAUUCCUUCGACAACCGCACAACUAUUCUGUUCCACCGUUUUCGGGUUAUGCGAUUAUCCCGCUGUUACGGAAUACACAGUGGACUUCCCAUCUACCAAGCCAGCCAAUGCCUCGCGUCCGGCUUCCAGUGGAGAGACCCCUAUCCAAGUCGUCCACAUCAGCGAUAUUCACGUUGACCUUUCAUACGAGACGGGUGCCAAUUAUAAUUGCACCAAGAAUAUUUGCUGUCGUCCAUACACCUCUGCUGAUGCGCCCGGAAACACUAGCUACCCAGCUGGCGAGUAUGGCAAUCACCAGUGCGAUUCUCCUCUUACUCUUGAGGAGAGCAUGUAUGAAGCAAUUGCGAGCCUUGUGCCUGACGCAUCUUUCACCAUUUUCACGGGUGAUGUUGUCGAGGGUGCAGUCUGGCUUGUCAACGAAACUGAAGUGACCAACGAUCUGAAUGACGCAUACAACGCCCGUAUGCCUUCUUACCUUGACUUGGUCUACGGUGUCAUUGGCAACCAUGAUGUCGCGCCCGUUAACUCUUUCCCUCCAUCUGACAUUGAUACCACCAUCUCCAGCCAAUGGGCUUACGAUACCCUCUCUUCGGACUGGACUCAAUGGAUUGGAUCGACAGCCGCAACCACUGCUGAUGACUAUGGUUCUUACUCUGUCAAAUACCCCAAUGGAAACCUCCGCAUCAUCUCGUUCAACACCAACUUCUACUACAAAGAGAACUUCUGGCUCUACGAGAAGACAAUGCAGUCUGAUCCCAAUGGCCAGCUUGCUUGGCUCGUCACCGAGCUCGACGCUGCCGAGACUGCAGGUGAGCGAGUCUGGCUUCUUGGCCACAUGCCCAUGGGAGCAAGCGAUGCAUUCCACGAUGGGUCCAACUACUUCAAUCAGAUCAUCCAGCGCUAUGAUGCCACUAUUGCGGCAGUCUUCUAUGGCCACACGCACAAGGAUGAGUUUGAAAUUGCCUACUCGAACUAUUCCGACCCAUCUGCCAGCACUGCCACCAUGAUGUCCUAUAUUGCGCCAGCCUUGACCCCAACAUCUGGCAACCCGACUUUCCGUGUCUACUCGGUUGACCCGGUGACUUUCGGUGUCCUGGACUAUACCGUCUACAUCACCAACAUGUCUAGCUCUACCUACCAGACGAAGCCAACCUGGGAGAAGUACUACUCCGUUAAGGAGACUUAUGGCUCUCUCCUAAGCCCCGCUGUCACUGAUAGUGCCGCAGAGCUUACGCCGGAAUUCUGGCAUAAUGUCACCGCACUGUUUGAGAGUGACGACUCCGUCUUCCAGGAUUAUAUUUCUCGCAAGAGCCGCGGUUGGGAUGUCAGUUCUUGCACGGGCGACUGUAAAACGGACGAAAUUUGUCAACUUCGAGCGGCCGAGGCGCAGUACAACUGUGUGACUAUCUCGCCAGGUAUCAACUUCAAAAAGCGUGAUGAUAGCAGCGCUGUGACUCAAGAGAGUUCAUGCGGUGAAUCCGUUAUUGGUGCUAUAUUCUCCAACUUCGAAGAGAGCGUGUCAGCUUUCAAGACGUCCGCAACUUCAAAGCUAGGCCAGAGUUUCCUUAACACUACGGUGAACUCCACCGUUGCGUAA
Molecule: messenger RNA, 1905 nt
Organism: Penicillium cataractarum
Lineage: Eukaryota; Fungi; Ascomycota; Eurotiomycetes; Eurotiales; Aspergillaceae
Product: sphingomyelin phosphodiesterase
Exons: 4
Coding region: 1-1905 (634 amino acids)
Biological process (GO): sphingomyelin catabolic process
Molecular function (GO): sphingomyelin phosphodiesterase activity
Source: RefSeq, a predicted model, not a curated record